Messenger RNA from Pezoporus flaviventris, 1352 nucleotides. It is a transcript of the gene SUV39H1, whose product is annotated as SUV39H1 histone lysine methyltransferase. Gene Ontology annotation, molecular function: protein binding; zinc ion binding; histone H3K9 methyltransferase activity. Gene Ontology annotation, cellular component: nucleus. The record is from RefSeq and is a predicted model, not a curated record. Lineage: Eukaryota; Metazoa; Chordata; Aves; Psittaciformes; Psittacidae.
AUGGCGGAAAAUUUAAAAGGUUCGCGCGGGGUGGCGGGAACCGGCGGCGGGAACGGCGCGCCGCUUCGCGCGCUUUCUUCCCGCGGCGCGCGCGGCGACCCCCCAUCGUGCUCCGUGUGCUGCAAGUCCUCAUGGCCGCAGCUGCAGGACCUGUGCCGCCGGGAGCAGCUGCAGUGCCGGGCGCUCGGCAUCAGCCGCCGCAACCUGGGCGACUUCGAGGUGGAGUACCUCUGCGACUACAAACGCGUGCGGAACGAGGAGUUCUACCUGGUGAAGUGGAGGGGAUACCCCGAGGCCGCCAACUCGUGGGAGCCCCGCAAGAACCUGCGUUGCCGGGGGCUCUUGAAGCAGCUCCAUCAAGACCUGGCCCGUGCUCCCGGGGGUCCGGUGCAGCCCGGUCCUCGGGGGCUGCCCGCCCGCGCUGUUUCCUACCUGAUGCAAAAGGCAGAGCAGCGCCGGGCGCUGCGGUGUUGGGAGCAGCUCCUCAACAGCACCCGCAGCCACCGGGGCCGUAUCAGGGUGGAGAACGAGGUGGACUUGCACGGGCCCCCCCGGGACUUCGUUUACAUCAACGAGUACAAGGUGGGGCCCGGCGUCAACCUGACGCCGGUGGCUGUGGGUUGCGAGUGUCAGGAUUGCAUGGCGGAGGCGGCGGGCGGUUGUUGUCCCGGUGCUUCCCACAACAAGUUCGCCUACAACGAGGCGGGUCAGGUGCUGAUCCGAGCGGGGCUGCCCAUCUACGAGUGCAACUCGCGGUGCCGCUGCGGCGCCGACUGCCCCAACCGCGUGGUGCAGAAGGGCAUCCGCUACGACCUCUGCAUCUUCCGCACCGGCAACGGCCGCGGAUGGGGCGUGCGCACCCUCGAGCGCAUCCGCAAGAACAGCUUCGUCAUGGAGUACGUUGGGGAGAUCAUCACGUCGGAGGAGGCGGAGCCGGGGCAGGUUUACGACCGGCAAGGGGCUACGUAUCUCUUCGACCUGGAUUACGUGGAGGACGUGUACACGGUGGACGCGGCGCACUACGGCAACAUCUCCCACUUCGUCAAUCACAGCUGCGACCCCAACCUGCAGGUGUACAACGUGUUCAUCGAGAACCUGGACGAGCGGCUGCCGCGCAUCGCGCUCUUCGCCACCCGCUUCAUCCGCGCCGGCGAGGAGCUCACCUUCGACUACAACAUGCACGUGGACCCAGUGGACGCCGAGAGCACCCGCAUGGACUCCAACUUCGGGCUGGCAGUCGGGGGCUCGCCCCGUGCCCGGGGCCGUAUCGAGUGCAAGUGUGGGGCUGCCGCUUGCCGCAAGUACCUCUUCUGAGCCAGGCAGCGCCGAGGCAAACACGCUUGUUGAACACA